AAUUGAAUUGAAUUGAAUUAUUUUGAUUUCGACUAGGUACAUGUUUCCAUGAACCUACCGAAUUCGAAUUAGGUAUUUUUAUCGUAAAUUAAUUUAAAUUGCAUUGUAUUGACUUAAAUAUACCUAUCGCAAGCAAUUCGCAUUAUAUUACGCUUAUGUUUUAAUAAAUUAUUAUGUUUCUUAGUUCAAUAAGAGUAUUUAAUAGUAUAGGUUCACCAAAUAUUCGAUUUCAAAUGGCUAUACGGCAAUCUAGUGAUACGGCAAAGUUCCGAGAAUAUUUAAAUGCGGCAAAAGAGGUUGUUAUUUUAUCCGGGGCAGGAAUAAGUGCGGAAUCCGGAAUACCGACCUUUAGGGGUGCAGGUGGUUUUUGGAGAAAGUAUCAGGCGUCUUCCUUAGCGACACCAGAGGCAUUUCACACUAGUCCAAGUUUAGUUUGGGAAUUUUAUCAUUAUCGACGAGAAGUUGCGGCCAAAGCCCAGCCUAAUGCGGGUCACCUAGCCAUUGCUGAUUAUGAAAAAAGGAAUGGAGCUGAUAAGAAAGUGACAGUAAUAACACAAAAUGUGGAUGGACUGCAUAAAAGAGCUGGCACAAACAACUUAAUUGAACUUCAUGGUAAUUUGUAUAAAACUCGCUGUACCAAGUGCAAGGAAGUGUUGAUCAAUACAGAUUCACCUAUAUGUGAGGCACUAGCUAAUCGCGGAGCACCUGAUGCAAAUAUUGUAGGAUCAGAAAUCCCUAUUUAUUCUCUACCACACUGCAAAAAGCCUCAUUGUGGUGGUCUGCUCAGGCCACACAUAGUUUGGUUUGGUGAAGGCUUAGAUUCCAAUGUGCUGGAGCAAGCAGGAAACGCGAUGGCAGGCUGUGACGUCUGUCUUGUAGUAGGUACUUCAUCGGUAGUGUACCCUGCAGCCAUGUUUGCCCCUCAGGCGGCACAAAGAGGGGCAAUUGUUGCUGAAUUUAACAUUGAACCCACGCCUGCUACACCAGACUUCCAUUUUUAUUUUGAAGGCCCUUGCGGCACAACACUCCCUGGUGUCUUAUCAGCUAAUUAAUUAUUGAUUAAUUAGCAUUAGAAAGUUUAAGAUGAUGCUAACUGAGUUUACUUUCAUAAUAAUAUAGUAUGUGAUAUAAAAACGUAAACAAAAAGGUUUUACUAAUAAUAAAAUUUAGUUUACGUAGUGUUCCAAAUUUUACGGGAAAAAAAGUGUUACCUCGGGCUAAGAGGCUGUGUUUUUAAACUUUAAUAUCAGCGAGCGUCAUCAAAUCCAUUCAAGCAUUUUCUCAGCAAUACAGUUGUACACCUGUGGAAUAAUUUGCCUGAGAGAAUAGUAGGAUCGCUGAAUCAGUUCCAUACAGCCAAGUCAAAAUACAAAUAGUCAGUGGCGGGCGUAGUCGUUUUCCAGUAUAUUAGAUUGUUACAUUUAUAGAGGUUUCCGGUCAGUACAUCCAAAAGCUCGGAUUUUUUUAAAUUUACCUAUUAUAUUUAUGUGCAUGCAUAGAAAAUGGUAGUACCUACCUGAUAAAUAAAUCCCAUAACAUUCGAAAAGGUAGGUACUUCAUUACCAAAAUUAUUGAAGGAAUUUCGACCAUGAGUGAUAUAUUAUGUAAGGACAAAAAAACUACUGAGUAUGUAGAUCAUAAGAAAAAAUACCAUAUGUGAUAGUUACAUAAAACUAUAUUUUUAUCAUUAUCAUAAUUUAAUAUUAUCAGAUCAAUUAAAAUGGUUUUCGUCCAUACUGAAAAUAAAUAUUUAUUGAAACAAUAUCAUCUUUUGUC
Pararge aegeria (speckled wood butterfly) is the source of this 1776-nucleotide messenger RNA. RefSeq names its product NAD-dependent protein deacylase-like. The coding region runs from base 174 to 1052 and encodes 292 amino acids. The record is from RefSeq and is a predicted model, not a curated record. Lineage: Eukaryota; Metazoa; Arthropoda; Insecta; Lepidoptera; Nymphalidae. Gene Ontology annotation, molecular function: protein-succinyllysine desuccinylase activity; protein-malonyllysine demalonylase activity; NAD+ binding. The transcript is spliced from 4 exons.